AAACUUGCAAUUCGUUGCGAAUUUUCCUGUCAUCCAUUUCCUGUGGUUAUUUAACAUUUACCAGCUGUUUUUUGUCGAAAAAUCGCGAUGGCUGUGCGUUUAUUGAGUAAAUUAAGGGUUCUGCCCGAGAUUCGCGGUGUGGCAAACGUAAGUUCCGCCGCUGCACCCGCCACAUUGUCAGAUUUCGAUGUGCAGCACAAAACACCAGUUAUAAGGAAACAGAAGCUGAUUCCUAAGGCGCAGUAUGGGGGACGUCACGCGGUUACCAUGUUACCUGGUGGAGGUAUCGGCCCAGAGUGCAUGGGCUACGUCAGAGACAUUUUCAAAUACAUUGGCGCGCCAGUGGACUUCGAAGUAGUGGACAUCGACCCCACGGUGGACAACGAUGACGACGUGCAGUACGCCAUCACAACCAUCAAGAGGAACGGUGUUGGACUUAAGGGUAACAUCGAGACGAAAAGCGAAGCGGCGUAUGUGACGUCACGCAACGUGGCGCUCCGCAACGAGCUGGACAUGUACGCUUACGUGCUCAACUGCAAGUCGUAUCCCGGCGUCGAAACGAGGCACAAAGACAUCGACAUUGUGAUUAUCAGACAAAACACAGAAGGCGAGUACGCCAUGUUGGAGCAUGAGUCUGUGAACGGUGUAAUCGAGUCGAUGAAGGUGGUGACGGCGAGCAACUCGGAGCGCGUCGCCAGGUUCGCCUUCGAGUUCGCCAAGAGGAACGGCAGGAAGAAGGUAACUACUGUCCACAAAGCCAACAUAAUGAAGCUAUCUGACGGCUUGUUCUUGGAGACGUCGCGCAGACUCGCCAAGGAGUACCCCGACAUCGAACACAAUGAUAUGAUCAUCGACAACUGUUGCAUGCAGCUUGUUGCCAAACCUCACCAGUUCGACGUGAUGCUGAUGACGAACCUGUACGGUUCGAUCGUGUCGAACGUGGUGUGCGGCAUCCUGGGCGGCGCCGGGCUGCUCUCCGGCAGGAACUACGGCGACCACUACGCUGUGUUCGAGCCCGGCACCAGGAACACUGGUACGGCCAUAGCCGGCAAGAACGUCGCCAACCCGAUCGCCAUGAUCAACGCCUCGGUCGACAUGCUGGAGCACCUCGGACACCACUUCCACGCGGACCUGCUUCGCCGCGCCAUAGACAAGACGGUCAACGUAGACCGCGUGCUGACCCCUGAUGUUGGCGGCACUGCGUCCUCCACGGAGGUUGUCGAUAAUAUCAUCAACAAUAUCGGCAGGUGUUAGGUUGACGGAAUAAAGCGCAGGGGAGGGGGAUAGAUGAAUGUAGAUAACUUUUGUUGCUUUGCGUCUAGGUAAUCGCAUGAUCAGGCAUACCUAUUUUAGUGUUAAAUAAAAAUAUUUCCAAAUUUCGAUUUGUACCAAGGUAUUAUUUGCAAGUAGGUCUAGCAGCCGUUUUUAAUAAACGAUUCCAAUCUCAAUCUCCAAUCCGAUACCGAGAAUGAAACAAUCAAAAUAAGUUACUUGCAAGUAUGUCAAAAAUAGUUUGUUCUGAUUGGUCUAUUUUUGAGAUAUAUCAAAUAAGCGAUUGGGAUCGUUUAUAUAAUGGCGGUAAGAGAUAUGUUUAUGUAUUUUCUCUCCCCUGUAUCCUAGAAGUGGAUCGCCCAAAAUGCGAUACCUAUAAAUACACUCUGAAUAUGUCGGCGAUUAUCGAUAUAAUUGUUGCCAUAUUUAUAAUCGAAUGAUCUGUGACAUUAACAAACAAUGGACGAAUAAAUAAACAAAAAAUAUAAUAUUAGUGCCACCUAUGAAUGCCAAAUAUUGAUAUUUAAUUUAUAUAGCUUUCAAUUCAUAUUCAUAACAAUUAAUUCGAGACAUUUUAAUCAUCGAUACUUAAUCAUUUUAUAUGGAUAAUCGCUUACAUUUAAAAUAUUGCGCUUUUUCAUCCAGUGCCAGUAAACGACGAAAUCCAAGUGAAAGAAGUUAAAAAUUAUUUCACUGGGAAUUCGUCUUAGUAAAUUUUGUAAAAAAAGUAAAGAAACGAGCAACAAUAAUUAGGAAAAACAUGUGACCUUUAUUAUAAAAUAAGCACAAAUUGUUUGUAAUACUGAUCAAAUCAUAGAUAAUUUAUUAAAUUAUUGAUCUGUGGGUAAAGCCAAAAUUUUUGUUCCUUAUGCAGUAUUAAAACAAUAUUAAUUUUGGUUUACAAUUAUGGCUAUCUAUAAAAUUACGUUUACUUUAAUAUCCGGCUUUUUUAUGAACUCUCUAAUAAUAGUGAAGAUCUUAUUAACGUAUUAAAUAUAAUUUCAAUGUAAUACUGAUUUCAGAAUGUUUUGGAGAAGGAAGAGAAGGGACUUUGUGAUUUAUGUUUUACAGUAUAUCGUUACUUUUUAUCACAUACAAAAAAAUAGGAAUAUUAAGUGACAAAAUGACUUGAGUGAAUUUGUACAACUUUUUAUAAUACAUAAUUUGGCAGUUUACAAGACUGUACGAAUGGAGGCCUUUGCCUAUCUGGUAAAAUAAAAUAAUGAAAAUCUCUGCUCUCUCUUCUCGAUGUUCAAACUAAAUGUGAUCAAAUUGUUCAUAUUUACAAGUUAAGUAUUACCAUGUAGUUGUAGUAUUUAUUUUGUGAUGUUGUUGAUUAAAUCGCCGUUGUUA
Molecule: messenger RNA, 2625 nt
Organism: Manduca sexta (tobacco hornworm)
Lineage: Eukaryota; Metazoa; Arthropoda; Insecta; Lepidoptera; Sphingidae
Gene: Idh3g
Product: isocitrate dehydrogenase [NAD] subunit gamma, mitochondrial
Exons: 7
Coding region: 88-1254 (388 amino acids)
Biological process (GO): tricarboxylic acid cycle; isocitrate metabolic process
Cellular component (GO): mitochondrion
Source: RefSeq, a predicted model, not a curated record